This is a messenger RNA of Penaeus monodon (black tiger shrimp), 492 nucleotides long. Its product is annotated as glutamate-gated chloride channel-like. NCBI's taxonomy places the organism in Eukaryota, Metazoa, Arthropoda, Malacostraca, Decapoda, Penaeidae. The record is from RefSeq and is a predicted model, not a curated record. Gene Ontology annotation, cellular component: membrane. The transcript is spliced from 2 exons. Gene Ontology annotation, molecular function: monoatomic ion channel activity; transmembrane signaling receptor activity. Gene Ontology annotation, biological process: monoatomic ion transmembrane transport. The coding region runs from base 1 to 492 and encodes 163 amino acids.
AUGGCGGUCGUCGGCAUGAUCUUCUACCGCCGCUACUGGUACUACCUGACGUCGGCCUACCUUCCCACCAUCAUGCUCAUGCUCAUCAGUUAUGCGUCUCUCUUCUGCAAGCGCGACAAUCGGGAUCUGAGGGUCAUGAUGGCCAUAACGACGUUGCUGGUUCUCUACGCCCUCUACCAGCAGAUCUCGGACGGCCUCCCAAGGACUUCGUACACUAAGGCGGUGGACGUCUGGUGUUUCUUCGCGAUCACGUUUAUAUUCUCGCAGGUGAUAUUCCACGUAGCUAUUGACGUCGAGAUAACCUGGCCUCGACGCAUGCGAACGUCCCCGAGGGUGAAGGAGAUCGACCUCGCAAACAAGCCUCGACGCCGCUUCCCUCCCCUCGUCAUCGCCCGCGUCGUCUACGCCUUCCUGCUGGUGCUCUUCUGCUUGAUCUACUGGGGUGUGGUUCUCGUCGAUAAGAACAGGGGCGAAAUGGAGCAUGAAUUUUGA